Hyposmocoma kahamanoa is the source of this 3772-nucleotide messenger RNA. RefSeq lists its product as uncharacterized. Gene Ontology annotation, molecular function: nucleic acid binding; zinc ion binding. The record is from RefSeq and is a predicted model, not a curated record. The transcript has 6 exons. Bases 152 to 3679 code for a protein of 1175 amino acids. Lineage: Eukaryota; Metazoa; Arthropoda; Insecta; Lepidoptera; Cosmopterigidae.
UCGAAAUGGAGUAUCGGACGUGUCCGUAACAAUAAUAAUUGCCCUUUUUAGUUAAUUGUCAUGCUAUCAGCAAUUUAACAGCUGUUUCAAACACCGCUUUUGAUUAUGUCCGUUUUGUGUAAAGCUUUCCGUUCAAAAUCGCUGCCGAAAUAUGGAAGAGGAGCUUAACGAAAAUGAGCUGGAGGAACGAUUUUAUUCCAUGCUGCAUUAUGUAGAUGAGACACCAGAGAAUAUUGUACCGACUCAGGAUGCUUCUAAGAUCAUUGAGAGCGCACCGCGCACCACUCUGCGUCGGUAUUGGCGCACGAGCGGUGACCGCGACACUACCGCUCACUACAAAGAAAACAAUCCGUAUCAGAAGGUAAACACCACGAGAGAAACUCCACUCAACAAAAAUAACACAGACAAACCAAAAACUAAGGACGAGAAGAAACAAUUAUCUUCUGAUGCUCUCCCUCAACAUUUGGCUAUAUUUCAAUCUCCAAUACCACAAAACAUUAAGAAAACCAUUGAGAUCAUAGAGAAUGAUGAUAGUGGACACAUUGUGGAGCUGGAAUCAAGUGAUGAGGAUGAAGUCAUUGAAGUGGCUCUACCACCAAAGCCAACCAUCACUAUUGAAAGUUCAGAUGAAGAGUCCCCAAUUCGGACUGAUACAACAACCAAGGGCAAAAUGAAGCUGUCAGGUCAGGAAAGAACCACUAAUAAUUAUGAAAGAGAAGUAUCAGCUAGUCCCGUUCCAUCAGUUGUAUCGUCAGUGUCCGAUGAAUUUAUUCGAAGUGAUUGCAUUGCUCUGAACAUCUCUUCCAAGCGGCCAGACAACCACAGCUUUGACUUCAGCCUCCAUGGAGCCGAAUUUCUGAACCAGGGCACUCCUUCUAAGAAAAAGAAAAAAAAGAAAAAUAGGGAGAGUGCAACGUCAACGUCUAUUGUUGCUGAGAAUACAUCCAUACCCCCAAAUACAGAGGAAUGUUUUGCAACACCAAAGAGUAAAACAAAGAAUAAAAAGCAAAAAAAUAGAUCAUAUGCUGCAAUGGACAAAAGUAUUCCGACUGCUGAUCUGUAUGAUUCAGACAGCAACCAAUCAAUUAUUGAUAAAGACCAGAAAUCAUACACUGUCACUGAGAAAAGUCUACCUAAUGCAGAUGUCUAUGAAUCAGACUCAUCGGAGACAGUUCGCAUCCCUUCUCACAUUGCUACAGCAAAUGACAAACAGAAAAACAGGCUCGCUGAUAGCAACACAUCUUUGGAUAAACAACAGACACCGAAUUUGAAACGUAAAAAUUCAACUCAUGAAAUUCCAGAGACUGUGGUAACAAUAGUUGAUUUGACAGACCAAACACCUGGAGACAAUAUUCUUGAAAGCAUUGUUAUGGGGAAUGUCACCGGUUUUAAGGAGUCUGAAGAUUAUGGAGAUGAACCUUUACAGAACCCCACUGAAGCACUUGAUGUUACAAAGUAUGGCUCUACAAAAAUCCCAGCAAUUCUGUAUGAAGAUCUUGACUUUGACAAUUUGAAAGGCAAAGAUAAAGUGUGCAAAAAUCGCCGGUACUCUCUUACAACACUUCGGGCCGAGAUGGAAAAGUUUUACAAUGAAAGCUGGGGCGGAGAGAACUUCAAUCAUCGAGAAAUACAAAAGAACAUGUCAAGAGAUAAAAGCUUAUGGGCGAUUGAUCCAAAGGAUAGAAUGCCUGCUCUUUGCAGAAAGAAAACAAGCGUGAUCUGCAACUACUGCAACCGACCCGGCCACCGCGACGACACCUGCCGACAAAAGCCGCCCGUCUGCUACAUGUGCGGCAAUACAGGACAUAUAGAGCCGAGAUGUCCUAGCAAGAUUUGUUGCAAUUGUGGCUCUCCAAACUACAUGUAUUCGACUAUUUGCCGCAACUGCUCCAGCUGGAAUCGUCUAACUUGUGCCGAGUGCGGCCAGAAUGGGCAUCCCAGCAGCCACUGUCCAGAUGUGUGGCGUCGCUACCACAAUACGAUCGAUUCGUCCUCCCAAUUAGAAGAGAACCAUUAUUUGAAGAAACAUUACCAAUUGUUCUGCAGUGGUUGCACCCGUCGAGGCCACCUCGUGCACACUUGCCGCAUCUCUCUGCCCUUCUCUGGCUUUCCCAUCAAUUCCCCUUACGUGCGUCAGUACCGACCAGCAUACGGUCCACUCACGAACCCUGACGUUUUCCAUAAUCAAAAGAACAGACAGUACACCAAGACUUUCCAGCAAGACUCGAACAUCUCUUCAGACAUGCUAUCAAACAAAAAUGAUCGCAACAAACGACAGUCUAAAUCGCCAACUCUUCACGAGAGUCACAUUAACAAGAGAAAAAUGGCCUUGUCUGGUACACCCGAAGUGCAAAGAAACACAAAAAGCCCUCUAAGCACUGCUCAUCAAAGGAAAAAUUCUCCAAGUAAAGAUCUUCAUGACAAUGGAGAUAAGAUUAAAGAUACUGAAAUUAUUACGAGCUCUGAAGUCUCAGAAAACAAAGGUGCUGAAGUGGAGAGCGCACCUGAUUUCAUUCCAAUCGGUUCUUCGAAUCACGACGAAAAAGGACACAUGAUUCAAGACAAUGAAGUUUCCGACACAAGCGAUGUUGUAACUUCAGCAAGAGUCUACUUUACCAACGAUAUAGCUGACAAGCUGAAAUCGAAGGUUGGUGAACAAUGGUUAAAAGAAACCAUUGCAAAAUGCAAUAUUACUUUACAGAACACUGAUAUUGAUUCUUUCCUGACUAUAAAAGGCAAAGUUGCAGAUCAAGAAGCUUUUCAGACCGCGAUCAGAGAAUGGAACAAACCAAAUUUGGAAAACGCAGAAACGGAGAAUUCAUCUCCACAGCUAUCAGAAAAUGGGGUAUUAAGCAAUAAUAUACCCAAAAACAGAAAUAAUGUCUUGCGCAAGCUCAGCAAGGCUUUGGAAUCGUUAAAAAAAGACUUAGGAGACCCAGAACAGAUGUACAAAGAAUUAAACUAUCUACAAAACCGCCAUGUAGAACUUACGAAACAGAAAUUUAUAAACCCUAAACAGCUAAGCAACAAUAGGGACAACAUAAAUGAAAUGUUAAAGAAACUUAACAUGAUCCUUCUUGGACAAGCGGGUCUUGCUGACGGAUCAAAGCAUUUGAACGAGCUAUUCGCUUUACAAGAUAAACUGAUAAAAUAUAGACAAAAGAAUAUAACGACCGAGCUUCGUGAAGAGAUCGGUGAACAUUACCAUUCUAUUUUCACAGCCAAGCCGCGAAACGAUUAUGGAGACUUAUUGAAAAAAUAUCAAGUAGCCAGGACACCUCAACCUGUGUUUAAACAAAAGAAAAAAGAUAAAGGUUUUUUUAUUAAUCUUAAGAAAAUGAAAAAAUUUCGAGGAGUAACUCCCCAACAAAUGAAAAGUCCCCCAAAGGCGACAACGGAGCCACCUAAAAACGAGGUCGCUACCGCUACUGAGAACAAGAAUCCUCAAGCUAGAGGAUUUCUUGUUGAGAAUACUAAGAAAAAGCUGGUUUUCUACCGCAGGAGGCUAAUGAAUGCUCGUCCAAACGACAGCGUGCUGAAGAAGACGCGGGUUGAUUUGGUCAGAAAAUUGCAUUCUUACAUCGCGUCGCUGCAUAGGAAAGCGAACACAUCUUCGAAGGCUUUGAAGAAGAUGAAAAAAGUUCAAAAACAAGCCCAAGUGUUCUUGAACAACAUAUAGGAUAAGUGAUUGCAUUCUGGCGCAUAUGAAAGAAAUAUUACGGAAUCGCUGGUAUGCGCCACGCAGAGCCGGUAGGGCAUGUAUAUGAUCCCC